GAUGCGCGGCGGCGGCGGCAGGAGGCGGAGGCGGGCGCGGAGGAGGCGGCGGAUGGGGGGGAUGCGGCGGCUCCUCCACGGCACACGCUGCCUGGUCUCGCCCCUGCCCGCGCUGGGCUGAGGCGGCCCCGCGCCGGGAAGCCCCGGCAGCGGCGGCGGCACCUGGUGCCGGCGGGCGCCGGGCCGCAUGAACAAUAGGCGGCGGUCCCGGCCCCGCCGUCUCCCGCAGCGCCCGGCUGCCGCGGGCGCCUCCCCCUAUGGAGCAGCCUCGCCAUGGAGCCCCUCACCGAGCUCAGCCAGGAGGGUGCGGGCGGCGGGGAGCCGCCGGGCGACGGGCCUCUCUGGACCGCUGUCUUCGAAUACGAGGCGUGCGGCGAGGACGAGCUGAGCCUGCGGCCGGGGGACGUGGUGCAGGUGCUGUCCCGGGACUCACACGUGUCCGGCGACGAGGGCUGGUGGACGGGCAAGAUCGACCAGCGCGUCGGCAUCUUCCCCAGCAACUACGUGAGCAGCGGCGUGCAGGGGGGCGGCCCGGAGCUGCGCGCCCGAUACCCGCCGCCCCCCGCCAUACAGCUCCUAGAGAUCGACUUCUCAGAGCUUGUUCUGGAAGAAAUCAUUGGCAUAGGGGGCUUCGGAAAAGUGUAUCGAGCUGUAUGGAUAGGAGAUGAGGUUGCUGUCAAGGCAGCUCGCUAUGACCCUGAUGAGGACAUCAGCCAGACCAUUGAGAAUGUCCGCCAAGAGGCCAAGCUCUUUGCGAUGUUGAAACAUCCCAACAUCAUUGCCCUCAGGGGCGUGUGUCUGAAGGAACCUAAUCUUUGCCUGAUCAUGGAGUUUGCCCGCGGAGGAUCGCUCAAUAGGGUGUUGUCUGGUAAAAGGAUACCUCCUGACAUACUGGUGAAUUGGGCAGUGCAGAUUGCCAGGGGAAUGAACUACCUGCACGAGGAAGCAAUUGUUCCCAUAAUUCACCGUGACCUCAAGUCCAGCAACAUACUGAUACUCGAAAAGGUGGAAAAUGGAGAUCUGAGCAACAAGAUGUUGAAGAUCACGGAUUUCGGCUUGGCCAGGGAAUGGCAUAAAACUACCAAAAUGAGCGCAGCUGGGACAUAUGCCUGGAUGGCUCCUGAGGUCAUCCGCUCUUCCAUGUUCUCCAAAGGCAGCGAUGUUUGGAGUUACGGUGUGCUGCUUUGGGAACUGCUAACAGGAGAAGUACCAUUCCGAGGAAUCGAUGGUCUUGCAGUAGCGUACGGUGUUGCUAUGAAUAAGCUUGCCCUUCCGAUCCCUUCCACGUGUCCUGAGCCUUUUGCCAAACUCAUGGAAGAUUGCUGGAACCCUGAUCCACACUCACGACCUUCCUUUGCCACUAUCCUAGACCAUCUUACUGCCAUCGAAGAGUCUGGUUUUUUUGAAAUGCCCAAAGAUUCCUUCCACUCCCUGCAGGAAGACUGGAAACAAGAGAUCCAAGAAAUGUUUGAUCAGCUCAGAGCCAAAGAAAAGGAGCUGCGCACAUGGGAAGAAGAGCUGACUCGUGCUGCUGUUGAACAGAAGAACCAUGAGGAGCUGCUACGAAGGCGCGAACAGGAACUGGCAGAACGUGAGAUUGACAUCCUGGAAAGGGAGCUCAACAUCAUCAUCCACCAGCUGUGUCAGGAGAAGCCUCGGGUCAAGAAACGCAUGGGGAAGUUCAAGAGGAGCCGGCUCAAGUUAAAAGAUGGCAAUCAUAUCAGCUUGCCUUCAGAUUUUCAGCAUAAAUUCACUGUGCAGGCUUCUCCAACGAUGGACAAAAGGAAAAGCUUGAUCAGUAGCUGCUCCAGCCCUCCUGCAAGUCCUACCAUUAUUCCCAGACUCAGGGCCAUACAGUUGACACCUGCUGAAAGCAGUAAAACAUGGGGACGAAGCUCAGUCCUUCCAAAGGAGGAAGGAGAGGAAGAAGAGAAGAGAGGCCAGAAGAAAAAGGGACGCACCUGGGGACCAAGCUCACUUUGUCACAAGGAGCUAGGUGCAGGAGAAGAGGGUCUGAAAGCUCUGGUAGAAGGAUGCAAGCAGUGGUCAUCCAGUGCACCAAAUCUUGGGAAGAUCCAGAGAACUGCACCUGCUUUCCCAGGAUUCACCAGCUUAGCAGAGAUGGAUGAUGAGGACAGCGAAUGUUUUAAUGGAGAGGGCAAAGUGCACCCUUCACCUGUGCAUAAUCAGUCAUACCUCUGCAUCCCAUUUCAGAAGAAUGAAGAGUGGGAUGGCCCUUCUAGUGAUGCCAAUGAGGAAUCCACCCCUGUAAACUCUGCUACCAGUACCCCACAGCUGACACCCACUAACAGCCUCAAACGUAGCAGCUCCCACCACAAGCGAUGUGAGGUUGCAUUGCUUGGUUGUGGAGCAGUGCUGGCUGCUGCAGGUCUGGGUUUUGACCUGUUAGAAGCAGGGAAAUGUCAGCUGCUGAUUGAGGAAGAGCCAGAGGUGCCCAAGGAAGAGAAGAAGAAACGUGAUAGCAUUUUUCAGCGAGCUGGACGCCCACGCAGGAGCACUAGUCCCCCUUCCCGGAAGAUCUUCAAGAAGGAUGAUCCCCUGUUGUUGCUAGGCGAGCCAUCCACAUCCCUCACCCUUCUUUCCCUGUCUUCCAUUUCUGAAUGUAAUUCCACCCGGUCCCUGCUGCGCUCAGACAGUGAUGAGAUUGUGGUUUAUGAGAUGCCUGUCAGCCCAGUGACAGUCAAGGCUCCCUUGCCAGCCAUUACAAACCCUCUGGUCAAUGUCCAGAUAGAGAGGUUCAAACAAGACCCCAACCAAUCCUUGACUCCCACACACGUGACAGUCUCUUCCCACACCCAGCAAAGCGGACACAGGCGCACACCUUCUGAUGGAGCCAUCAAAGGGAGUGGACUGGUUGUCAAUGGGUGCCCAACCAGUGGAUGCCCUUCCAGCAGCUGUUUAACUGGAGCACUGGGAGCAGGUGUGUUAAAAACACCUAGUCCAAGCAGAGAUCCCGGUGAGGUCCCUCGCCUGCCAGACCCCAACCUUGUUUUUCCUCCAACCCCAAGACGAUGGAAUGCACAGCAGGAUCCCACACUGGAAAGACCCAAGACACUGGAGUUCCUGCCCCGGCCACGUCCUGCAGCCAGUCGGCAGCGGCUUGAUCCCUGGUGGUUUGUGUCACCCAGCAAUGCCAAGGGUGAAUCUUCUGCCAACAGUUCAAGUACUGAUACUCCAAGCAAUCUGGACUCUUGUUUUGCUAGUAGCAGCAGCACUGUAGAAGAGAGACCUGGACUGCCUGCACUGCUUCCUUUCCAGGUGGGUCCUCCUGCAGAGGAGCGGACACUAUUGGACAUAGAUGCUGAGGGGCAGAGCCAGGACAGCACCAUUCCGCUAUGCAGAAGUGAACUUAACACACACAAAGCUGCCGCAUAUGAACUCAAGCAAGAAUUCUGGUCUUAAUAUGAAACCACUGGGGGCAGUGAGCCCCUCUAAAUUCAAUCCUACUUUUUGCACUGAGAAUGCACUUUGAAAACAGAUGAGAUGGAGGGAUGCUACAGAGAUCAUAUGGUGCUGCCUCUGCUGAAGAUGUGUUGUCAGCUGCCUGAUUUUUGUCUGCAUUUGGGUGAAACUUGGCUACUCUGAGCUGCUGACUUUUGCUGUGGGGUUUUUCUGUAGUCUUCCCUGCCCUCUUAUUGCAGUUUGAAUCUGCAAUGAGCUUAAAUUAUCAUAUCAAAGUCUUUUGUUACUGACCUUGUAGGAUUUGGCUCUUGCAGUAAGUAUAUUGGUAUCUAUCCUGGUAUUAAUCAGUAUUUUCAAAUAAUAUUCAACUAUUACACUACAGCAGACAUCAGUGUUUGAUGUUUUCCCAAGGAAUCCAGAACAGAAACAAAUAAAUAUCUGGAGACUACCUUCUCUGAAAUACAUUCAGAUCAUUAGACAGGCCUGGGAAUCAUCAUACCCCCACUGGAAGAGCAGAAGUAGCUAUCUUAAGACUUGUUUGUCCUCUUUUGUUCAUGUGAUGUUGUAAGGUGGAACAGAUGGCAGGGAAAGGAAGGGCACGGCGUCUCCACCGGUGGAGGUCUUUGAAAGCAGGUGAACCAGACUGUUGGAAACAAGUAGGUGUAGUUGAUCCUGGCUUCAGGGUAGGUUGGAUGAACUUCACUGGUCUCUUGAGGUCCCUCUCAGCUGUAUUUUUUUUAUGACCCUGUGCUUUCAAGAUGAAGGCCUAUGGCAUAGCUGUUUAGCUUGUUAUUUUUUUUUUCAGACUUUCAUUCCAUCAGUCUCUUUUUUUCCCCAUCCUGUUUCUCAGGCUCUUAGUCAAGUUGCCUCAGCUUUGGGAGGGGAGUUAGCAGAAACUUUCUUUAAAGAUGUGUUGGCUUGCAGAAGUAGGUUAUGUGUUUCCAGAUCUUUUUCUUUCUGUUUUUUUCUCAUUUCUUAUGCCUUGUAAGAGUGACCCAUGAAACCCAAGACUGUUCUUAUGCACACUGGUACUUGUUUAAGGCUGUUUUGAAAAUGAGGGUUGUUAAUAGUUGGAUUGUGCGAACACGAGUCGGAACAUCUGGAUUCUGUUUUAUUUUGUCACUGACUCACUGUGUGACCCUGGGCAAAUAAUGUAACCUCUGUGCCUGAAUUUCCCCAUCUGUAAAUAAUAGGAAUAAUACCUACCUCACAAGGGGAGGGGUUGGGACAUAUAUUAUAGGUAUAAACUCCUUUGAGAUCUUUGAGUGAAAGGCACUAUAGAUAUGUAGAACUUUAUUCUUGUUCAAAUAUUUAAAACACUCCUAGAUCUGGAGCAAGAACAGACCCCUGUCUGGAAGGAGGAAGUCACACAAAUAGGGUGUGCCUAUGCUCAGAGUUUUCUGUACAAAGACUUCAAGUGUGUCUGUGCCACUGCAGAUAUGUCUUACUGGCUGUAAUAAGAGCUUCAAUCUUCCCCAAAUUUGGCAUUAUAUAUAAGGGAUGUGGCCUUUAUAUGACUGUAAUAGAGUAGUCUCCUUUAUUGCAGGGUACAGCAUGUCUGUUCACUGUUUUUGUAAAAAUCAGUGCUUGUUUUGCAAAUCUGCUGAUACUUGGUUGGAAAUAAUUGUUUGACAGUGCUGCCAGUGCAGUGCUCAGCCUGUUGGGGCAGUCCAGUCCGUACAGGUUGUUCUGUCACAGUCCUGCUGUGAAGGCAGUAGAGCUGAAUACUUCCUGCUGCUGUCAGCACAGUGAACCUGUGUGUUUAGAUGUUUGUAACCUCAUUUUAAAAACCAGCAUGUGUGGGGAAGAACUUUAUGUGAGGCUUUUUAGUUCUGAGUUUUAGUUUAGUUUAGGACUGAAAUCGGCACGUUCCCAUUAGUCAAAUGCCCUAUUUUUUUCAAGCAAUUACGGUUUGUUUUGUUUUGAAAGGUCACAUAUUUCUUGUUUAUAAUAUUCCAUGGGAAAUUCUUAAUGGCAGAAUUACUUUCUGCUGUCCUCCCUGUUAAAUGCUCCAGAGCUAGCCUUAAUGGUGCUGCACUAGAUAUUGAAGCUGGUUUAGACAAGGUAUUAAAAGGCAAGGUGGGAUUCAGAUACUUAAAGAAAACUUACAUUUCUUACUCUUUUGUUAAAUUUAGACCUUUAGCAUUAUUGAUUUCUUAAGCAUCCUUUUGCUUUUCAUUCCUGAAAACUAAAUUUGUGAUCCAGACACUAGCAAAAAGACAAAACUCAUCCAACAGAUUGCUAAUUUUGAUUGUGCUAUAAAUCAGCUUUAAGGUAAUCUGAGUAAGAGGCUGUGUCAGAGGGAUUUAAAAGAAGGACAUUAAAAUAAUCUAUUUUUCAUAGUCUUCCUUAUAAGUUUUAAAAGUCUGGAACAAAACUGAAUCAGCUGUUCUGAAAUGUAAUGUUUUCUAUCCGAAAGGUAUCUUUAUAAAUGUCAUAGGGAGUAUCGUCUGCUCUGCAAAGGCAUCACCUGAAAUAGCUCCAUUUGAACAGAAACCUUUAAAAUCCAUUUAUUUGCAUGAAAUGGGGGGCCACCUUUCUAGGUCACCUGAUACAACUCAGUCUGCUAAACUUUCUAAUAGCUGGCCAGUUGAUUUCACCAUAUGAACUUUUAAGGUUUCUGUCAAGUUCCCAGGAAAGACAAACGUAAAGGCAAGUUGUUCUGUCACCUCGUUUUUGUAAGUUGAGGAUAAAAACUUAAAGCCCCCCUUGAUCCUCCCCCUUUUAUAUAAUCACUUGGUGAAGGUGCUAUGUAGCUGAAUUUUGAGAAGUGUUUUGCUUCAAAGAGUAUCUUCCCUAGUACCAAGUGGACAUGGCUACAUCAAAUAACUUGGUAGAACAGAGGACAAGAGUCAAGGAUCCAGGUCAGGGUUACCGAACUAGAUACUGUUACUACAAAGCUGCCAGACAGACUAGUUAGAAGUACAUUGGUUGGUAUGUGUUUGAUUUGUGGUUUUUCUUUGUUUUUUUCUUUAACCUUUCUUAGAUGCAAUUAUCUUCAUUAAAUCUAGCAUGUGAAUUAACCUGAGGCAGUCUUUGAGCAUCCACCCAUAACUGUCUUCCAGUGGCCAACCUGAGGUAUCAGGCAAGAGAAGUCAGUUGUGGGAGCAAGGCUCCUGACUUCAGUAGUGGUGGGGUAUUCUCUGGCAGGCAGAGAGGGGGUUCUCAAGACAGAGUUGUCAGGUAUUUUACCUUAUGCACUCCAAAAGCUUUUGCAGCCAGUGUCCUGAGGCCCAGAGGCUGUGUGCAUAUUUAAUCUAGGUCAAGACCUCUCUCCAUAUCCAUCUGUCCCAUCCUGUCUUGAAUUCUCUGCUUUCUUAAUCUGUUGAGGUUUUCCUUCCCAACUGUGGGAGCUGAGGUUCUCCAAAUCUCCAAAGGAGUGGUCAACUAUAGUCCACUAGACAGUUAGAAGGUAUGGGCCUGUCAGCUCAGAAAUCUUUUUUUUCCUACUGGUUUCCAGUAUUCCCAUUUGUCUGGGAAACAACAAUAUCAGAAUAUUGGUCACUGACCUGCUUUUCUAGUAGUAUUCUUGAGGAAGAUGGUGAAAAUCUUACUUAAAAAAAAUUCUAACAAAUGUAUUAUUUUCUAAAUGUCUGAAUAAGUUGCACUUUUAUUUUCUCUGAGAAAAUGCGAAAAAGAUCAUGUGCAAGUCACUGAGCAGUCUAAAACAAUGACAAAAGAAUGGAGAAAAAUAUGUUUGAAUACAGGCCUUACAAAGAGGAAGUGGCAGUUUUUUAACUGAUAGUAAUAAUGAGAUUGUAGUGGAGAGAAAUGUUUGUGGUUUAGAAAUAUAUUUGUAUUUUUGUUUAGUCAGCUGGCAGUAUGUAUCGCUUACUUAUGUAAUUGAUGUGCUGAUUUAGGAAAUAGACGUUUGUCAGCCCUUCAAAGUAUGCUGUCCUUGUAGCCUGUUUAGUUUUCCUGUAAUGUUGGGGGGAAGGCACAGACAUAGCAACCAGUGCAAAAAGUGAGAAAUGUUUUGAUAAAUUUCUACUGGUUUCAUAGAAAUUGAGUGUGGGACAAGUAGAGAGAAGAAAGCUUUUGUAUCAAAACUAAUGUGAUUAAAUAGUUACAGAUUCUUUUUGAAUACUCUUGCUUCUUACAGACUGCACAGUGGUCUGUUUAACCAGCAAAUAGGUCUUAAUCUCCUCUCAAUCAUUUCAGAGGUGCAAAUGUAACUUUUUAUAUGUAUUUUCUCUCCAGUUUAUUAUUGCAAUGGGUUGAUGUUCAGUAUGAGGCAGGGAAUCUUGGUGAAAAUACUCCUUUUGUAAUACUUUUUUAACAAAGCGAGUAUUUUAAAAGUGAUUUUUUUUGUUAUUGAUGAGGAAAGACCUAUUCUGGUUUGGCAUGGUUUUAUGAUGAAUUAUUUUUCUGUACCUCUAGGAAUGGGAGUAGUUGCCUUCCUCUUCAUAGCAUGCUGUUAUCUUAAAGACAUUGUGGACAAUACUGCGUAGAGAUGUUGCUACGAUAUGUCACAAAACAGGAUACCUCUCAUUCUGUUGAAGGUGAGGCAGUAAUGGUCGAGUAAGGAAAGGUCUUUGCCUUUGGAAUGUUUUGUUAAAUAAAACAUGACAGGAAACCUCUGACCUUGAGUCGCCUUUCUAUCUUGAGGUUAAUUUUUAUUUGAAACCUAAUUCAUCUCUGUGGGAUGAAUAUGGGACCUGGAGUCUCAUUGGAUGUAUGGAACCAAAUCUAUUCCUAUGUCCCAAAAUCCUGUGAUAGCCUGUUAUUUUUGCAAGUAAUUUUAAGCUAAUGUAUAUAGGUUUGUUUCUUUUUGGGUUUUUUUAAAUGCUUCUUGGAAAACAUUCUUAUUGCUUUCUAACCUUUUUCAUGUAUUUUGGAGAUACUCUCAAGAACUCUUACCAACUCUGGUGAAUAAGAAGGGUCAUAUCUUGCAGAGUGAUUUAAAUCCUCCUUUUAGCUUUCUGGGUUUUGUUUGGUUUUUUUUGUAUGAAGCAAGAACAUUUAUGUUUGGAAAGAUUUCUGAUCCUUAUCCUGUCACUGAAUAACAGUUUCUUAGCUUCCAUGUUUAGAACUCAUUUAAGAUUACAAUUUGGGUAAAACUGGACAUUAAAAGUGAGGAGAUAGACAUGUGUUAAAACAUAUUUGCAAACAAGCAAUAAAUACAGCAAAUACAAGAACCAAAAUAUACUCUCACUGUCUUAGAGUGUAAUUUUCAGACUUCCUGAAUCUUUGGUUGAUGAUAUAAUUAAGGUAUCUAUAGGUAAGAAUGCCUUCUUAUGUUUUUUCCUAAGUUUACUAUUUUAAUGCUAGAAUACAGUGGUUUGCACAACCAGCUAAUACGGUAGCUAGCCAGACAAGAAGGAUCUUAAACCAAAUUUUGUUUUCUUUUCCCUCUUAUUUUCAAUCCAGUUUUUGGUUUAAAUUUUACUUUUUCUCUUUUUUUGGUGUUAAACAAACAAUACAGUCUUAAGAAGAACUUAUUGUUAAUAACCUCACUUUCACAAUUUCAUGAGAAAUUAUGGAAAUUAAUCUUUGGCUUAUUCUGGUGCUCCCUCUAUUGAACGCAAUAGUAGAAAGUCAUGCUGCAGUUAAAAUGUGCAUUUGCUUUUGGUUUUUCCCAUGCUUGGCUUUUUUAAAGAGUUUUGUCACUGGUCAGAGGUGAAUACAACUUCUGAAAUUACCUACAUCGAACUUUAUUUUUUUACAUUGGAAGUAGUCACUCCCAGGCUAAGAGCUGUGUGCUUGAUUAACAAGUAACUUGCCACUGGUUAUUGGGUCUGAUGUAGCUACUGGAAUUAUUAUUGUUCCUUUCUAACAAAGACCUCCCAUUUUUUGCAACUGGAAAGUCUUCACUUCAUCAACAUUUGUAUACAAGAAAUACAUUUUACUUCUUUUUGUACAGAAGUGAGAAAACUUCCUUUUUCUGAUCAGGAACAUUAUUUUCCUAGUGAAAAUGGCUUCUUGAGCUUUGUGGUUUUGUUUGUUAGUGUUCUGUUUGGGGAUAUUGUUUAUUUUAGGUUUGGUUUUUAAGCCUCUCAGAUGCAUAAUAUAUAUGUGUGUGUGUGUGUUUGUGUUAGGUGCAUCCUGUAUGCCGAGGUGCCUUCCAUCUCACAUGUCUCUUUGCUGGGGCUUGAGGUUGGUUUUUUGGAGGGACCUCCUAAUUGUAGCUUUCAGUACUGUGUUUUCUGACAUGAGGCCAAAUACCAUCACAGGAAACAUUUUGUGUCCUUCCAUUACACCCCUGUGUUGAACCAUGCGCUAUCACUGCCUCUCCCUAUUUCUCCAUUAGGGUUUUGGCCCCAUCCCAUCUUUGUUGGUUAUUUAUUCUUGUUGCCAUACUAAAAAGUGUAAGGCAGAAAACCAUACACAUUUCAUUUUGUGCUUUGACUUAAAAGAUUUCCAAGCUAAAAGCGUAAUAUACAGCUGGGUGAAGUGGAAGUGGAGGUUGGCAGGAAAUAAGACAGUGAAAUUAUGCUUCUUAAUCUAAGUCAGAGGACAGAGGGAUAUUAGCUACUUGGUAAACUGUUGGCAUCAUAGGUAAGUUGGGGCAUAAAGAAGAAUUUGAGGAAUGUACAGUUACUUAAUUUGACAGAAUGGUUUGGGUUGGAAGGGACCUUAAAGGUCAUCUAGUUCCAGUCCCCCUGCUAUGGGCAGGGACACUUUCCACUAAAUCAGGUUACUCAAAGCCCCAUCCAGCUUAUCCAGUUUCUGGUUGGUUUGUUUUGUUUUACCCUGGACUACCUCAUUUGUAGAGAUAGAAUGGGCAGAAAGUCUAAGUUUUGGUAAGAAUUGCUUUGAGUAUACAGUUAAAUUUGGAAUGAGAUGGGAAGGCAGAGGCAAACUUGUAUUUGGCUCUUUGACAUGCAAAUACCUGAGGCAAACUUGUAUUUGGCUCUUUGACAUGCAAGUACCUGAUGGAAAAGUAAAACAAGCUAUUCAGUUUAUGAAGUUAAGAUUAUACUUGCUUUAGAUAUUUAUGUCUCCAAAAUAAACAAUAAACGACAAAGCGGGGCAAUUUUCUCGAUGUUUUCUAACCUGUGGAAGAGUUGAUUGUCCAGAAACAAAAAGGUGGAGAUUUCAUAUUGGUCACUACUGCAUUUAAAAAUGAUAGUCUCUUUUUUCCAAACUUUUUUUUUUUUUUUAUAAUCUCAUGUGCUCUUAAAGUGGAGCUGUAUGUGAUCCUGAUGUUUUUCCUGUAUUUGCAGUACUGUUUUCUUAGUGUAUCAGCUCCUAAUACAGUCCUUACUGUAUCUGAAUGCUAAUAAUGUGCAGGCAGCCCAAUAGCAUUAAUAUUAAGGAACUGUGACACGUUUUUAGUGUGCAGUAUAGUGGAUUUGUUAACCCAGCUUCAAAUGGGCUACUGGCUGUAGCUGAUGGAUCAGAUGGAUGCACAGCUAGAAAAAGGGGGCUUAGAACAAACCUGCAGGAGCAAUGCUAAAGUUGUAUUUGCUUAAAAUAAGCAAUUUGAGAAAUAAUCACGGAGGGAGGCAGGGGGAAGGCCCUUCAUUAAUCAGAAAUAGAUCUAUAAGAUCUUGUCCAUACUCAAAUUUUAGUUGCCGGGAUAGGUAGUGAGAAUGUACAUUGUGUUCAAUGUGGCUGAAAGCUCAACAUUAAGACAAGAAAAAUUAAUUUUAUAUAUGCUAUUUCAGACUGAUUAACACCGUCUCCCAUUCUACCUUGACUGUUUCAAUUCAGCAUUUUCUCAAGAACAGAUGUUGUGGCUGGAUAAAGCUGGACUCCUUGUCUUGGAGAGGCAUAUAGGUCUGAGAGAAGAAACAUUGCUCUUGAUCUUGAUCUUUUGUGUCUUGUGAUCUUAACUGGAGAGGUUAUAAUGGCACAGGAGGACAUGCUGGUUUUUUUUCCAAGCUUCAUUGAUGAGAAUGCUCCUAGCAGCAAUUGAAUUACAGAACAAACCUGGCUUCUGAUCAUUGUUUGACAUAGCUCAGUUGCACACUGAGCUUCUUGAGUCUAACUAUAUGGAGGUGAACAGAGGUUCUUCCUUGGAAUUUGUGAAUGUGGCCAAUUCUCAGCUUGGAUAAUUUGUUUUCUCCCAGGCCCAGUCAAUGUCACAAAAUCAGUUGUCACCCUCAACUGAUUGUGCAGAUACUCAUAGUAGGCUUGUUCUGUCUUGCAUGCUUUAGUGAGCAGCUCUUGCAGUGUCAACAGGGUUAGCAUUUGUAUCUGAGCAGAGCAGCUAAUAUCUCUGAGCUGGCUUUUUAACACUGCAUCUCAAGCAGUUGUUACUCCAUCAGUUCUGCCAUUGCUCUGUUUUCAAGGUUAUCUUGACAACUAUAAUAUCCAGGUACCCUAGACUGUAAAGAAUAUAGCCACAGGAAAAGUAAAAAAGAAAGCAUACUUAGGAGUGUUUGCCAGUUGAACUGCUUGAAUUUGGCCAGUGCUCUUGGCAGAGAGUAGGAUCGAUUCUUUUGCAGCGUAGAUCUCUUUGGGGGAUGGCUAGGUUUGAACUGCAGAAUAUACCUAGAUUCACCUAGUCCAUAGGCACUGGUUCCCAUCACGUUUGGCAGUUAUAAGAAGAUACCACAUAAACCCAUGAGCAUCUAGUAAUAAAAGUUUGUAUUAAGGGUAAUUACCUUUCAAGUUAAAAGGGAAGAGGCCUCAAUUCAGAAAGCUCUUCAUCAAAUACUUAAACAUCAUUGAAGUCAGUGGAAUGUAUUUGUGGGUCAAAAUGCACAAGACCCCAGUUGAGCAAAGCUCUUUUACUCUGAACUGGGGGAUUGUCGUCUAGAGACUAAUGGUGAAGGACCAGGUUCUUACCUUGAUUGUCAGAGUAAGGAGUCAGUUAACCUGAGGAAAAUGUUCCUCAACAAGUCCCUGGGUAAAUGCUGGUUUGAUUGCUGACUCCUGUGGCCUUUCCAUGGCUGCACAUGCCAUGCCUAUUACUGCUACUUCUAACCAUAAGCAGGGUAAGCUUUGCGAAUGUUUUCUGACCUGGGAUGAAAGAGCAACAACUUCUGCAUUAGCAGAUUGCUAGCUGUAAAGGGACAGUAAGUGGUGACUGGAGGCUGUGUGUGCAUAUGGCAGUUUAACCUGAGGCCUAUUCUCAAGUGUUUCUUCUCCAUUUACAAAUGCAUCCCUCCAGGCUGGUGGACAGACCUGGCAAGUUCAGCAGUGAUCAAUAUCCACCACUUUUACUAGAGUUCCAGAAUUCUUGUCUGUCAGCUAUUGGCACAGCACAUUGUGCUGCUAUAUUUAAUUUCUUUGUCAUAAAUUCAGGACAAACUGGAAAUAUCUGAGAUAUUUUGCCUGACUUAAGUUGAGGGGCUUAUAUGGAGUGAGCAGGCAACAGUGGUGGAAAAAUCAGGGAAAAUACCUGUGCUUUAAACAAUGUCUCUUCUGUGGCUUUGAAAGUCCAAGAAUUUCUCAGCCGGAGAAUGUAUUUCCUCCUUCUUUUUAUAAGCUACUUCUUUCUUUUGCCUUAUUAAUUGUGGAUCUGCUCCUGCUUCUAUUUCAAACCAGAUGCAAAAAUCAGUGACCUGACUUUCCUAGGUACGAUGUUGUAAAUCUGAAUAACCAGGUGAGUAGAUUUCUCUAGUGUAAGAUCAUGCCCCCAUGUCUGAUCCUUUGAUAUGUGGGUAGUUCCUGCUUGUGUUGAAAUCACUGUGUGGAGGGUGUUGGGUACUUCGUAAGGAACUCCAAACUCUGUAGGACUGGGAUUCAUCUUACAGCUCAAGUAUUUCAGUCUGGUUUUGGAGACCUCUGUAUCAGUCUUCUCUUCUGUUUAUGGUGUUCAAAAGUCUGUUGCUACAGAAGUAGCACCUGAAGGUAUGUUUUGCCCGAAGAACCUGCAAUGAAGCAGUAACAUUACCAAAUGGCAGUGUACCCCAGAAUUGAGUAAAAAAACAGAGGCCACCAAGUUUUUCUUGUUUGUGUGAUGAAAUGUUGUCAAAUUAAGUGAUUUGUUGGAGCCUUCCUUUAACUUCUGUACUGCAGUAAGCUUAGAGGAAAAGAAGAUUGCAUUAUUUUUUAAAAAGCUUUAUUUGUGACCUGGACUUGUUGCCUCUGACCCCCUUGGGCUUAAAUAGUUAAAUUAUAUUAAUGUCCAGUUUGUUUCACUGUAGGUAACACAUCAACUGAAUACUCUUGUGCAUAAUCUACUGUAUCUUUCCUCUGUUCUGUGUCAAUGUAUUAUGUGUAUUUGGAUUACAGUUCUUUUUGUAUUAAAUUAUUUUAUGUUAUAGAACAAUAUUUAAGUGAAGCAAAGAGCUAAUGGAAGUUGUUGACGUUUUGGGAUUUCUUUGCUCUUUGCUCUUUUUUUGGAUGUACUGUAAAUUGUAAACCAAGGAUGCCAAGCAGGCUUGGUUCAAUGGCUAAAAUUAUUGUAUUACAGUGUAAUGCUGAUCUAGGCCUUGUCUCAACACUAGAGCACACAGACUUGAAUAAAACUGUUAUAAAAG
Molecule: messenger RNA, 13799 nt
Organism: Poecile atricapillus (Black-capped chickadee)
Lineage: Eukaryota; Metazoa; Chordata; Aves; Passeriformes; Paridae
Gene: MAP3K9
Product: mitogen-activated protein kinase kinase kinase 9
Exons: 11
Coding region: 274-3423 (1049 amino acids)
Biological process (GO): protein phosphorylation
Molecular function (GO): JUN kinase kinase kinase activity; protein binding; ATP binding
Source: RefSeq, a predicted model, not a curated record